AUGGCGCCGACAAAGGACACCCCCUUCCGUUCAGCGGACAUGAGCAUGGUCCAGCUCUACAUUUCCAACGAAAUAGGCCGUGAAGUUGUCAACGCCCUGGGCGAACUUGGCCUCGUCCAGUUCCGCGACCUCAACGGCGACCUAAGUGCUUUCCAGAGAGCUUAUACCAAAGAUAUCAGACGCCUCGACAAUGUUGAACGUCAGCUUCGCUACUUCCAUUCUCAGAUGGACAAGGCCGGCAUCCCUCUCCGCAAACUCGACCUGGAUGUUGAGACCCUCGCCCCUCCGACCACCACCGAGAUUGAUGAGCUGGCCGAACGAUGCCAGGGCCUCGAGCAGCGUGUUUCGUCCCUGAACGAAAGUUACGAGACACUGAAGAAGCGCGAGGUCGAGCUCACCGAGUGGCGCUGGGUCCUGCGUGAGGCUGGCGGCUUCUUUGACCGUGCCCACGGCAGCGUAGAAGAGAUUCGCGCCUCGAUCGACAACGACGACGCCCCGCUCCUGCAGGAUAUCGAACACAACAACGGCGCUGCCGAUGUGGAGCGGUCCUUCUCCGUCAUGAACAUUGGCUUUGUAGCUGGUGUCAUUGCCAGAGACCGUGUUGCCGCCUUUGAGCGUAUUCUCUGGAGAACUCUCCGUGGUAACCUUUACAUGAACCAGGCCGAGAUCCCCGAGCCUCUCAUCGACCCUUCCACCAACGAGCCCGUCGCCAAGAAUGUUUUUGUCAUCUUUGCUCACGGCAAGGAGAUCCUCGCCAAGAUUCGCAAGAUCUCAGAGUCAAUGGGCGCUGAGGUAUACAAUGUUGAUGAGAACAGUGACUUGCGUCGGGACCAGGUGCAUGAGGUCAAUGCUAGACUUAACGAUGUCCAGAACGUUCUCCGCAACACCCAGCAGACUCUUGAGGCAGAGCUCACUCAGAUUUCUCGCGCCCUUUCUGCUUGGGUGGUACUGAUCGGCAAAGAAAAGGCUGUCUACAACACGCUCAACCUCUUCUCCUACGAUGGUGCUCGCCGCACUCUCAUCGCCGAGGGCUGGUGCCCCAAGCACGAUCUACCUCUGAUCAGGUCGACCCUCCAGGAUGUGACAAAUCGCGCUGGUCUGUCAGUGCCAACCAUCAUCAACGAGAUUCGCACCAACAGGAAGCCUCCUACUUAUCUCAAGACCAACAAGUUUACCGAAGCAUUCCAAACCAUCGUCAACGCCUAUGGUACCGCCACCUACCAAGAAGUCAACCCUGCCAUUCCCGUUAUUGUUACCUUCCCCUUCCUGUUCGCCGUCAUGUUUGGUGAUUUCGGUCACGCCAUCAUCAUGCUCUGCGCUUCGCUGGCCAUGAUCUACUGGGAGAAGCCGCUCAAGAAGGUCACCUUCGAGCUCUUCGCCAUGGUCUAUUACGGACGCUACAUCGCUCUUGUCAUGGCUGUCUUUUCGGUCUACACCGGCCUCAUCUACAAUGAUGUCUUCUCCAAGUCCAUGACACUGUUUAGCAGUCAGUGGGAGUGGGAUGUUCCUGAAGGCUGGACUGAGGGUGAUACACUUGUCGGCAAGCUGAAGGACCCCAACUACCGCUACCCCUUUGGUCUUGACUGGAGAUGGCAUGGCACUGAGAACGACCUCCUCUUCAGCAACAGUUACAAGAUGAAGAUGAGUAUCAUUCUUGGCUGGGCUCACAUGACGUACUCUCUCUGCUUUUCGUACAUCAACGCCAGGCACUUCAAGAAACCCAUUGAUAUCUUAGCGAAAGCGGUCAAGCGGCUGUUCAAAAGUUCUUGUUGUUCUUCGCACGUCCUUCAGGUGCCGAUUCUCUUGUUCCUCAAGCCCUUUUAUCUGCGCUGGGAGCACAACCGCGCCCGGGCCAAGGGUUAUCGCGGGAUCGGCGAACGAUCAAGAGUUAGUGCUCUGGACGAGGAUGAUGAGGGCCAUGGAGCAAACGGUCGUCCCAGUGGAGAAAGUGACGAGGGCGUUGGUAUGAUCGCGCAGGGUGUCGACCACGAAGAUGAGGAGCACGAGGAGUUUGAGUUUGGUGAGGUGAUGAUUCACCAGGUCAUACACACUAUUGAAUUCUGCCUCAACUGCGUUUCCCACACGGCUUCCUACCUUCGUCUCUGGGCCUUGUCUCUUGCUCAUCAACAGCUGUCGGCUGUGUUGUGGAGCAUGACCAUGGGGCCCGCACUGAAGAACGGCAAGGGCAUUGGCGGCGCCAUCUUCCUUGUGGUGAUCUUUGCAGCCUUCUUCUGCCUCAGCUGUAUCAUCUUGAUUAUCAUGGAGGGUGUGUCGGCCAUGUUGCACUCGUUGCGUCUUGCGUGGGUCGAGUCUUUCAGCAAGUUUGCCGAGUUUGGUGGUUGGCCGUUUGCGCCCUUCAGUUUUGGGACGUUGCUAGAAGAGAAUGAGGAGUUGAAGGAAUAUCUGGGUUAG
This is a messenger RNA of Podospora anserina S mat+, 2412 nucleotides long. RefSeq lists its product as uncharacterized. The transcript is spliced from 6 exons. Gene Ontology annotation, biological process: vacuolar acidification; proton transmembrane transport. Bases 1 to 2412 code for a protein of 803 amino acids. The record is from RefSeq and is a predicted model, not a curated record. Gene Ontology annotation, cellular component: vacuolar proton-transporting V-type ATPase complex; vacuolar proton-transporting V-type ATPase, V0 domain; fungal-type vacuole membrane. Gene Ontology annotation, molecular function: ATPase binding; proton-transporting ATPase activity, rotational mechanism. NCBI's taxonomy places the organism in Eukaryota, Fungi, Ascomycota, Sordariomycetes, Sordariales, Podosporaceae.